GGGCGGCCCAAUUACCUCGUCUAAAUGUUUGCCUAAAGUUAACAUCUUUCCUGAUUAGUCUCCUCUUCAUCUCCUGAAUAUCAACCGACCACCAAGCAACCUUGUUGUCGGAAAUAUAAUCUAGAAUCUCAGCAACGGCCGUUUCUACUGUGAAGCCAUCGGAACCAGCUUCGACCCCCCCCCCCCCCCCCCCCCACACACACUACAGAUAUAACCACAGCUAAUGCUUCCGCUAUGGCCGCUGUAGAAGCUUGUACCGGAAAACCUCAAAGCAAAAACCAUAUCCCCUCAUUUUGCAUGAUAGCACCUCCCGCAGCUUGACCAGGAGAAAUUUGUUGGAGGCAGAGCUUGGGGCUGAAUUCUUAUGGUGAGCAACAGACCGAUGGUGAACUUGGACGUUGAGAUCGCCAAUUUCUUCAGGUGCUGUGGUCGGUGGUCUUUGGCCGCUGCUAUCUUUGUGGUGACGGGACCUGAAACCUGAUCUGCUAAUUUGAUGCUCAAAAUCGUAAUUUCGGCGAGGAGGAAUCUGCUUUGUUGCUCGCUGUAAAAGAUGAGACUGAUGCGAUGUUGUUGCUGCAGAAUUUUCUUCGCGCUAUGUUCGUCAAUGAGCUCUAUAGCUAGGCUGCCGUACUCCCCUACGUGAAGAUGAUCGGAGAAGGGAGAUGGAGGAGUCCGUCCAUAUCUGUCACUCUGCUAGGAAUCUGGAUCCUAGCUUGACUUUUAAAAAAGUUGGGCCCGUUCAGAAUUUAAGCCUUCCCAUUUUUAAAGGCUUGGGCUAUAUUCCACAAGUGGAGCUAUUUAAUAAUAAGGAGGCCUGAUUUCUUUGCUACUUGAAGUGAUUUGAACGUGGUGUCACUUGUUGAAGAGGAAGGAGCUAAGCCUAUUGUCAGUUGUCGGUGUCACUUGGGGCCCUUUGUUGGGUUAGUGGCACUGAUCUAAAGAAUUAGGCUGAUUGCCGGUUGUCGAUGUCGCUUGGGGCCCUUCGUUGGGUUAGUGGCACCGAUUUAAAGAAUUAGUCCGAUUGCCGGUCAUCGGUGUCGCUUGGGGCCCUUCGUUGGGUUAGUGGCAUCGAUCUAAAGAAUUGGUCCGAUUACCGAUCAUCGGUGUCGCUUUGGGCCCUUCAUUGGGUUAGUGGCACCGAUCUAAAGAAUUGGUCCGAUUGCCGGUCAUCGGUGUCACUUGGGGCCCUUCGUUGGGCUAGUGGCACCAAUCUAGAGGAUUCGGCUAAUUGCACCUGUUGAAGACUGAGAUGUUGCCGCUACUUUCGACCUUUGUCCAUUCUGAAGGAGCUUGUCUAAUUAUUGGCCAGUGUUACUUAUUUCUUUGUUCGUCUAGGCGGAAGAUGAAGUCAAUUGCUCGGGCUUGGGAUUGAUUAUCAUUGCUGAGCGGCCUGUUGUUUUUUUAUUAUUAUUAUUAUUUUAGUUUUUUUAGUAAUAAUAAUAAGAAUAAUGAUUUUUUUUUUGCAGCCCAAAAUGAUAUAUUUUAAGGACGUAAGGCGUGGAGGCAAAAAGUAUCUCUCUAUAUCAACGAGCAAAAAAAAUGACGAAGAGAUUCUUUUGGAGAUGCACAAGCCAUUUGCUCGCGAGUUUUGGGAUCCAACGGUUGUGUCAUAUCGAGUUACAAAUUGGACUCCUGAGUGCGAGUAUCAAGCUCAGACAAUGCGGACUUUAGUAUCUGGCUUUACUCACAUGUCCUCUUCUGAGAUUCUUCCUUCUUUGGGUAGACGCAUCGUUGAUGAACUUUGACAAAGACCUUAUCAUUUGGUGGUGAAUUUAGAUUCAUCACAGGUUAUUGGGACUGGGCCGAGGAUAUUUUGAGCAUGAGUAAAAGCGUUCUGGAGGAAGGGCUUAUUUACGAUGCUGUUUAUGCCUCAUUAUUCACGUAUGACCGAUGUACUAAUGCUAUUCAAGCAUUUUGUGAGGCAUGGUGUCCCACGACGAAUACUUUGCUUACGUCAAUUGGCGAAUUGACGAUCACACUUUGGGACUUGCACGUUAUCGGAGGAUUGCCUAUCAUAGGAGACGCAUAUGAUGAAUCUAUUCUGGACACUUCUGAGUUGUUAAAUACGAACGCUGACCGUUCACUUCAUCUCUGCAAAUAUUUGUUUCACGCAUAUUAUCAUCUCUUUCCCAAAGCCGGAGAUAAGCAUGUUUUGCGUGUUCAUGCAUGGUUCAAAUUCUGGUUCAAAAAGGCCUCCAAGUAUAAUAUGCCUCCAGUGAGAACAGAAAAGAAACGAACAUCUCGUACCAAGGCGACCCAUAAUCCGAGCGGAGCUAUUCCAAAAUUUGGAGGAUGAUCGAAUUCUAUGAAGGUACCAUUCCACGUACUCAAGGUUCCUGCUGAAUAUGAGGAAGAGGUAUAUUUAGCGGCAUUUUUAUCGUGUUGGCUUUGUGCAUUUGUAUUGCCGCAUGAAGGUCCUAGAGUUAUCCGCCCGGAAACAUUCAGAGUUGCUUGUAUGUUGGCUCGAGGGAAACGUGUAUGCCUUGCGGUCCCGGUUCUUGCAAGUGUCUAUCAUGGCCUUAAUCGGAUCUCGAAUGCUCCAGCUCCUGAUCAAGUUAGAACGUGUUUUCCUGUUCACUAUGUCUAUGGAUGGUUGGCAUCAUACUUUGAUACGCAUUUUAAGAAUGAGAUCCAGUCCACGACACCAUUAAUGAUUUCUUAUUCGGGAGAAAGUGGAGCGAGAUCCCUCGAGAAGAGAAGUGCGCGCAAACGAAUUUUCCAGGGAGAUGUAUCAGCAUGGGUGUGUUCUACAUAUCGGAGAAUCAAAGAAUAUUCAUUCUUCGAUGGUAAAAAUCCUCCAGAGGCUGAGUUGGCGCUUUUUAGGAGUCUUCGGUCUAAUUAUCUUGUAUUACGCUAUCGGGAUCAUUGCAUUGCUGAGCCUUACACUCCUCACCGCUUUAGUCGCCAAUUUGGGUAUUUUCAGGCUUAUGCUUCUGGCUUUCUUGAGAUGCGUAAUCGGAGUGUCACACUUGCUGCUGGUUUUCAGCUUUGGCUACAGUUUGAGCACGGCAUGUCACAAGCUGAAGCGGUAUUUCCGACUCCUCCUACUAUUCCAACGAAAUUUUAUUCAUUGCAGUAUAAAGAAUGGUGGGGUCAAGUUCAUGGAAGUUAUUUGGAGAAUCAUGUGAGCGACUUGAUCAAGAUUUGCGAUCUUGCGGUUGGUGAUGUGAUCACCCCUUCAGAUCCUGUGACUCCAAUCUCCCAGAAGAAAAAAAUGCCUGAUACUGAAGCUAAGUCUUUGCCUCAGAAAAAGGGUAAGCUUGUAACACCUAGGGCUGCUGUUUUGAUUAAGGAUGCUGAGAAGGAAAUGUCUCCUGCCAAUGAAAGGCAGAGUAGUGAUGAGAGGAACUGGAAGCAUUUUAGGAAACCUCAUGUUGGGCCACUGAAGAUUCACGUAGUCCUUGAUGAUGCUAGUUCCUCGAAUCAUGUUUUUUCAUCUAGCUCAAGUGAAGGAGAAAGCGCAGAUCAUGACACCGUCGCUGGAUUGAUAGCAGAAACCAGUCCAAGUCAUUGCAAAGAAGUUCCGAUCCAUGAAAUACCCAAGUCUUCUCAUGCGAAACUGGCUGCAUCUGUAUUCCAUGCAGAAGACUACUUCUUUACUUUGUAUAAGCAGUUCAUCAUUAAUACUUGGAGUGACAUUCAACAAAAGUUAGGACGGGCUACAACAGAGAACGUCUCAUCUCUUCGGGAGAGUGUUGAGAAUUGUGUUAUCUUGAUGGAGAAGGAGGGCAUUGACCUUUCCAUGUUGAAGACGAGAGUGAAGCAUUUCUUUGAAAGGGCACAAACAUUUGAUCAAACGUGCUCGACUGUUGUUGAUAGGGUUCCUUAUGAGAAACAAUCUCAGGAAUUGGCUAUGUCGCAGGCUUUUUGUGAAGAUAUUGAAGCUAAGAGAUCUCAAAACCAAGUGGCACUACUUGAUGAUGAGAAAUCUCUUAAUGAUAUCAAGAAGAAGAUAACCUUAUUGGAAGCUGAAGCUAAGGAAGUAGAAGUUUUAAUCUCCAAGUGUCGUGUAGAGGCUAGUGACUUAGACGAAGCUCUUACGAAGGCUAAGGAAGAAUCUUCACGGAUUUUGAAGACUAUCAAAGCAUCAGAUGAGGAUCAAUUUGCUUUAAGUUCUCAAAAGAAGGAGCUAGAGGCCUUGAAGGAUGACUUAGUUAGCUUUAAAUUGUUUUUAGGCUGAUGCUUAGCUUUUAGAUUAGCUUUUAGUCAGCAAACAACUCUUUUCCAUAUUUCUUACCAAACUAUAUAUGGAUAUUUGCUUCCUUUGUUGCUUCUCAUGAGUUGAUAUUGCUUUGCUUCUUCUUCUGUUUUCUUCUUUUUUUUUUCAAAGUGACUGAGAUCAAACUUUAUUGAGGGUUUGUGUUGUUAUAACUGAACUCAAAAAUGAAACUUUUGAGCUGCCUAUGUACUCCUAUGAAGGAGAUCAAGUCAAACGUAGUUCAUAUGGACCAUUUGAAUUGGUAAUUUGAAGGGACCGUACACAGUUUUAACUCAUGCAGGCCAGGAGCUUGCCGUACACAUUUUUAACUCUCGUGGGCCAAGAGCUUGCCGUACACAUUUUAAACUCUCGUGGGCCAAGAGUAUCUAUGAUUAUGCCCACCCAUAGACAAGGUUGGACAAUAUGUGGAAUGUAUUGAAGAAUAUCAUCAGCAUCAGUAACAUCUUCCAUAGAAUACAAGCUGGAAAAGUAUUUAACUGCCUCUUCCCCUAUUGCAGACUGCCCAGAAAUAGGGGCUUGAAGUAGCCCAAGAGCUGAAGCUUUAGUAUUGGAGGCAACAAUAUCCUUCUUCUUGGAUGCAUUCCUAGUCACCCUCGGUGAGAUAUCAGCUGAAUUGCUGAAUUAACAUCCCUUGCUUCGUGAAGUCUGACUACAUAUUCUACUUUAGAACGAAUAUCAGGUAAACAUUCCUUCCAAAUUUGGACAUAUUAUGUCCUCUUUGGUUUCUUACCAUAUGAGAAGUAAUCCUUCUUCAUCAACUCAGUAUCUAUGCCAAAUCAUCAACUAUGCCCCCCAAGUCUUUAGUGUUUGAUUUCCUAACACCAGGAACAUCUGUAUUUAAUAUAAGUUGAAGAUCAUUUAGAAACUCAUACUGCUCUUGUAUAACAAUAUAACAUGUUCAGGUUCAGGUGGUUCUUUAGUGUCAAGAAACUCCUCGGUAUCACAGAUUAAUCCCUCAUUGGUUGUUAUCUUCGAUGUAGAUGCUAUGUUGUCUUGUAAAUUUAUAUCUGCCUUCUUUCCUUCCCCCUUAUCCCCGUCCGGAAAUAGGGUUAUUUGCUUCUCAUUGUUCUCCUUAUGUAUGGUUUUAGCAAUCCAUUUUUCAAUUGGUUGAUCAAUAGCUGCUGGUUGCUUAGACAGUUAGACUUAUCAUCUUUGGACACUUUUGCACUGAAUGCCCCAAGUGUAAACAAUAAGCACAAUACUCUAGUUUAUUCUCAUAAAUAACGGAUUGAGAAA
Molecule: messenger RNA, 5455 nt
Organism: Cuscuta europaea
Lineage: Eukaryota; Viridiplantae; Streptophyta; Magnoliopsida; Solanales; Convolvulaceae
Source: the annotation of a GenBank genome assembly